GCUGUUAGCCAGCUGGAGCUGCAAAACAUUUCCUGGUCGGACAGAAGCAGAGGAAGAAAGCUGAUGUCUCCUUGGACAUUACUCGGCCUGUCUGUCUAAAAUAACAGGUUAACGAGCCCGGCGCUCCCCCGUGCAGUUGUAAGUGGGUUUCCCACCUCUGCUCCGAAGGAGCUCCGAUUCCACCUGCGUAGCAAACAGCCAGGUAAACCUUGCUGGGUUACCGUGUGCACUGAAGGUGUUUGGAUGGUAGCAAGCACAGCUGGGAUGAAUGAGCCGGCUUUCCCCGCCUCAUCUCUGCCCGACCCCUACCACAACAGCUACCCUGUCCCCGGACGGGCUGACGGAACAAGGACCCCUGUGGCCCUAAGGUCCCCCGGGGAAAGGGCGGGUUCUCCGGGGAUUUUAGGAGCAAAGCCAGAAGAAAAUCAGGCGCAAAAGGCUCCCGCCGGGCAGGUCUCUCCGCAGCCUGACGCCGCGGAGAAUCGCCGAGGAGCCCGGUAGCCUCCCCUCUGCACGGCCCCGGAAGGUGGAUAGCGCAAUGGGAGGAUGUUCGCAGGCUGAGCUCCGCAGCUAGGAAACAUGAGACGGCUUCGGGAUUCAUGUUCCGGGGCCUGGCCGUGCCUGCCGCUUGCACAAUCCGAGUCAUCUGGACAUCCAAGCUGCAAGUUUCCCACUUACCAGAGUCUGCUGCAGCUGAAGAACCAGGCAGGCUGCAACCGACCACCAGCCCCCCCAACCAUGAACACCGUAGUCUUUAACAAAUUCAACAGCCAGGUGCUUUUUGAGGAAAACGCCAAAGAAAGGGAAAGUAACAGCCGGCCUUACCUGGGGGUCAUUGACAGCCCACACCACCCCGAAGUGCACAUUCCCGACAGCCCUUCAAUUAAAGACAACCUCAGUCUUCGGAACAGGCGGACAGGGGCCCGGCAGAGCGGCGGGAAGGUGCGGCACAAGCGGCAGGCGCUGCAGGACAUGGCCCGGCCGCUCAAGCAGUGGCUGUACAAGCACCGCGACAACCCCUACCCCACCAAGACCGAGAAGAUCCUGCUGGCCCUCGGCUCCCAGAUGACCCUGGUGCAGGUAUCAAACUGGUUUGCCAAUGCAAGACGUCGCCUAAAGAAUACAGUCCGGCAACCAGAUCUCAGCUGGGCUUUACGAAUAAAGUUGUACAACAAAUACGUUCAAGGAAAUGCUGAAAGACUUAGUGUAAGCAGUGAUGAUUCGUGUUCUGAAGAUGGGGAAAAUCCUCCAAGAAACCAUAUCAAUGAAGGGGGAUAUAACAAACCAGUUCACCACACUGUGAUUAAAACUGAAAAUUCGGUGAUAAAAACAGGAGUGAGACCAGAGACAAGUGCCAAUGAGGAUUAUGUGUCACCUCCCAAAUACAAAAGCAGCUUAUUGAAUCGUUACCUAAAUGACUCAUUGAGACAUGUCAUGGCUACUAAUGCAGCCAUGAUGGAAAAAACGAGACAAAGGAAUCAUUCUGGUUCAUUUAGUUCCAAUGAAUUUGAGGAGGAAUUGGUGUCCCCAUCAUCAUCGGAGACUGAAGGCAAUUUUGUCUACCGGACAGAAACUUUGGAAAAUGGACCCAACAAGUGUGAAAGCGCAGCUAACAGAAAAGGAACAAGCAAAGAUGAAACAUACUGGAAGGAGAUCAAUGCAGCGAUGGCCCUAACAAACCUUGCCCAAGGAAAAGAUAAACUGCAGGGAACUACCAGCUGCAUCAUUCAAAAAUCAUCACAUAUAUCAGAAAUAAAGACUGUUAAAGUGCCAUUAGUUCAGCAAUUUUGAGAAAUUGUUACAUUUUUUGGUCAAAUGGACAUUCCUCACAGCAUUGGUUUUCAGUAAAAUCCUAUCCACAGGUAUGAAGCAAAUAUUGAAAAUAGAUCCUUUUUACACUAUGGUCAGUUAAAAAAUUAAAAUGCACUCUCAGACCCAGACUUUUUCAUUGUAUUAAAUAAAAUGUUCAAUUGCUUCUAUAAAAGGCAUGUAAAUUAUAAAAUAAAGUCCAUUUUUAUCAAAAUAUUAACUUAUUUUAUGUUAAUCAAAGUGCGCAUAAAAUGUCUGCAUUGCUAUAACAAUAAGUGCCUUGCUUUCAAAAAAUAAGCUAUAACGUGGGCAUAGUACAACACAGUUAUGCCUCAAAAUGACAAUGCCAUUAACCUUAAUCUUUGUAUAUUAUUUCAAGUGAGCCUAGCAGUCUAGGGCUGAACAUAUUAUUGCUGGAAGCCCUUGAGAGAAUUGUUGUGUAUUUGACUUAUACAAAUUGAUGACUGGUGAAUCUUAAUGAAAACGUUAAAUCUUUUUUUUUUAAAUCCACAGUAUUAUUAAAAACGGUACAGUGUGUUUUGUCAAAGUGACCAUGAGGUUGUUGUGCAUGUUUCUUACCUGUAUCUGCAGUGUGUUAAAAUACCAAAAUAACUACUUUGAAAAGUGCAAUACUGUAGAAAACAUGCAGGUUUAGGAAUAUUUCAGGCAUUCAAAUUAAUCUGAAUGCACACGUACAAACAGACAUUGUGAUAAUUAGAGAUUUAUAGUGAAGGUUGCAGCAAGACCGUCUGUUCAGUCAAUUUGGAUUUCAUACUUCUAAAGCUUUGCUAUUGACUUAUUGAAGUAAUUAUAUACAUAAACAAAACCAAUCUCUUCUGGUACCAAAUUAAACCUAUAGUACAGUUUGUUAUUUGUACUGGAACUCAAUAACUUUCCACAAUGGAAACUCUUAUUACUUUAAUAUGUCCAAAUGCUUUUAUUUUGUACAUACUGUAUCAAAUAAGGACAGUUGAUUGACAAUUCACAUUUCAAUGGAAAAAAAGACAUAAUCAAAACUAUAUAUACUCCAAGUUAAAACCCAAAUUAAAAACAUCUGGGACAUGAAACAUUGAAAAAUAUCAGCAUGUAUCUUAGGAGGGUUUAAAGUCAAUGCUAAAUCAUGCAUUAAAAAUAACAUUUUAAGUCUCUAAACUUGACUGCUAUUGAGUGAUAUAAUCAAUGUAAAAGCAGAUAUUUGUGUUUGGUGUGCAAGGUUUUCUUGAAUCAUACAACAAUAUCCUAACCAGUGCUUGAAUAAACAGUGGUGAAGCCAAAUAGAAUUUGUACUGAAUCGGUUACAGAAAACUGGAAAAGAGCUGAUUGUUCCUAGGGUUUGGAUAUUUUUUCCUGUGGGUGACCUAUCAGUUGUUAUUGCUAGCCCUUUGGUCCUGCAAUGUUGACAUUGACAGUAAAACUCCCGUAUACUUCAGUGGAAGCAGGAUUGGGCCAAUAAUGAAACUACUCUACAAGCAUAGUCUGUUCCAGUUGCACUAAAAUAGUCAAGAUAUAUAGCAAAUAUCCUUUUUGUGACUUCUAGGACACUUCCCAAUGUAACAUACUAUUAUGUUGGGUUUAUUUAGGGUACAGUGGAAAUUACCGAUAUGGAAAUAUUUUGUACAUAUAUAUUUUUACUUUGUUUUCUAAAUUGCUGAUUUGCAUUGACAUAAAGUGCCAAGCAGGAAACAUAUGUCAUGACUGUAUGAACAGUUGAAGUAUACCUCUUAUUGACUUGCAUCAUUAUGUGUUUAAAAUUCCAUGACAAUAAUUUUUGAUACCUGACUUAUUGGAUUUUUGUCAUAAUAAUGUGAGUUUGUAACUAAGAACAGAAAGUAAAUACUUCACUCUUGUUCAUACUAUUAUAAGUUAUUCUGGUAUUAAAUAUUUUGUGACAAUAAAUUGAUUGUCUCGUCAAACUAUUUUGUUAGAUAUAUUCUCAGUGUUUUUAUUUGAGUAAAUGACAACAAUAUUUGUCAUAUUGUUAAAAAUGAAAAGUAUUUUCAGUGACUUCUCUGGGAUAAACUGGAGAAGACAAGCCAUUUUAGAAACAUGUGUUUGUCUUUUUUUAAACGAUCACAGCACAAAGAAUAGCCUGCAAAAAAACAUAUCAAGUAGGUUUUACAAUUAACAAAUACUUGCAUCAUUUCUUGUUACAAUUUUCUUUAAUUUAUUUUUUUCUGUUGCUGCUUAAAUGUUUUCUAAAAACAUAAAUGCUAAUAGGUUGUAUGUGUGUGUGGUUUUUUUUUAAAUAACAAGGAUCAUGAUCAAUGCUGAGCCAACAGCUAAUGGAGACUCAAUAAUUAUUUAUGAUGUAGGAAAAACAAACAUUAUUAGUAUUGCUCUUUUUUGUUUCAACAUAUGUAACCAUUUUAAUAAAA
Mauremys reevesii (Reeves's turtle) is the source of this 4184-nucleotide messenger RNA. RefSeq names its product mohawk homeobox (gene MKX). Gene Ontology annotation, molecular function: DNA-binding transcription factor activity, RNA polymerase II-specific; RNA polymerase II cis-regulatory region sequence-specific DNA binding. Lineage: Eukaryota; Metazoa; Chordata; Testudines; Geoemydidae. Gene Ontology annotation, biological process: cell development; muscle organ development; regulation of transcription by RNA polymerase II. Gene Ontology annotation, cellular component: nucleus. The transcript has 7 exons. The coding region runs from base 580 to 1791 and encodes 403 amino acids. The record is from RefSeq and is a predicted model, not a curated record.